This is a messenger RNA of Mercurialis annua (annual mercury), 3003 nucleotides long. Its product is annotated as receptor protein-tyrosine kinase CEPR1. The record is from RefSeq and is a predicted model, not a curated record. Gene Ontology annotation, biological process: protein phosphorylation. Bases 1 to 2868 code for a protein of 955 amino acids. Gene Ontology annotation, molecular function: receptor serine/threonine kinase binding; protein kinase activity; ATP binding. Lineage: Eukaryota; Viridiplantae; Streptophyta; Magnoliopsida; Malpighiales; Euphorbiaceae. The transcript is spliced from 2 exons.
AUGGCUUCUAAAUUUGUUAUUUUCUUCCUCUUUCUAUCACUCACUUCUCUACCCUAUCCUUUGGAAGCUGUAGAUACAAACCAAUCUCACUUUUUCAGUUUGUUGAAAGCUUCUCUAUCAGGAAACGCCUUGUCUGAUUGGGAGUUCAGUGGAGGGAAAUCUUGCUGCAAUUUCAAUGGAGUUACCUGCAACAGCCAAGGGUAUGUUGAAGAACUUGACAUGUCGGGUUGGUCUGUUUCUGGCCGUUUUCCGGAUGGUAUUUGCUCUUACUUGCCGGAGCUGCGUGUUAUCCGUUUAGCUCAUAACCGUCUGUCUGGUGACUUUCUUCAUAGCUUUGUCAACUGUUCGUUCUUGGAAGAGCUGAAUGUUAGCUUCUUGAAUCUCACCGGAAAACUUCCUGAUUUCUCGCCGUUGAAAUCUCUCAGGGUGCUCGAUGUGUCAUACAAUGUCUUGGGCGAUUUUCCGAUGUCGGUGACCCAUCUUACUAAUCUUGAGACACUUAACUUCAAUGAAAACGUCGAACUCAACUUAUGGCAACUGCCGGAGAAUAUUUCCGGGCUGACGAAGCUUAAAUUAAUGAUCUUGACGACAUGUAAUCUGUAUGGUCCUAUUCCGGCAACAAUAGGGAACAUGACAUCACUUAUUGAUCUUGAAUUAAGCGGGAAUUUCCUCACCGGCCCAAUUCCUCCUGAGAUCGGAUUGCUGAAGAACUUAAAACAGCUUGAGCUUUACUAUAAUUAUCAUCUUUCUGGUAAAAUACCUGAAGAGCUUGGAAAUUUGACAGAGCUUGUUGACUUGGACAUGUCGGUCAAUAAGCUGACAGGAAACAUCCCGGAAUCUGUUUGCCGCCUUCCCAAGCUUGAAGUUCUGCAGCUCUACAAUAACAGCCUUACAGGAGAAAUCCCAAGUGCUAUUGCCAAAUCGACAACUUUGCGUAUACUUUCGGUUUACGAUAACUAUCUUACUGGAGAAGUUCCAAAGAACUUGGGGCAGCUGUCUAAUAUGGUUGUCUUGGACUUGUCAGAAAAUCGCCUGUCGGGUCCACUACCAACAGAGAUUUGCAACCGAGGUAAACUGUUAUAUUUUCUUGUAUUAGAUAAUAUGUUUUCUGGAGAAAUACCUGAUAGUUACGGAAAAUGCAAGACACUUAUCCGGUUUCGAGUCAGUCAUAACCGUUUAAAAGGGUCAAUACCAGAUGGACUAUUGGGUCUUCCACAUGUUUCGAUCGUUGAUUUGAGUUUCAAUAAUUUGACUGGUUCAAUUGCAAAUACGAUUGGAAGAGCUAGAAACUUGUCAGAGUUGUUCUUGCAGAGCAACAAGAUUUCAGGAGUUUUACCUCUUGAAAUCUCAGGAGCUAUAAAUCUGGUAAAGAUUGAUGUCAGCAAUAAUCUCCUGUCUGGACCAGUACCUUCUCAAUUUGGCUAUCUGACAAAGCUAAAUCUACUGAUGCUCCAAGGAAACAAGCUGAAUUCUUCCAUUCCAAAUUCACUUUCCUUUUUAAAAAAUCUCAAUGUUCUUGAUCUCUCCAACAAUUUGUUAACCGGAAAUGUUCCAGAGAGUCUAAGUGUUCUGUUACCAAAUUUCAUCAAUUUUGCAAACAAUCGCCUUUCUGGUCCGAUUCCUCUCUCUCUAAUAAAAAGCGGGCAACUAGAUAGCUUUUCAGGCAAUCCAGGUCUUUGUGUUCCAGUUUACGUUUCAUCAGGUCAAAAUUUCCCCAUUUGCUCGCAAAAGUAUAACCGAAAAAGACUAAAUUCAAUUUGGGUGAUAGGAAUUUCAGUGGUCUUCUUGAUAAUCGGAGCUCUGUUGUUUCUAAAGCGUAAACUGAGUAAUGAUAGACUAACAGAACUCGACGAGACACAGUCUUCUUCGUUUUUCUCAUACGAGAUGAAAAGCUUCCAUCGAAUAAGUUUUAACCAACAAGAAAUCCUCCAAGGCAUGAUUGAGAAAAACAGAGUCGGCCAAGGAGGAUCCGGAAUGGUAUACAAGAUUGAAUUUAGCACCGGAGAAGUUGUUGCUGUGAAGAGGCUAUGGAGCAAGAGAAGCAAAGAAUCAGCAACAGAUGACGAGCUGCUUCCGGAUAAGGGGUUAAAAGCCGAGGUUGAGACACUUGGAAGUAUCAGGCACAAGAAUAUUGUGAAAUUGUACUGCUACUUUUCGAGUUUCGAUUGUAGCCUGUUGGUUUACGAGUACAUGCCGAAUGGAAACCUGCGAGAUGCGCUUGAUAACAACUGGAUCCAUCUGGAUUGGCCAACUCGCCAUCAAAUAGCGCUUGGAGUCGCACAGGGCUUAGGUUAUCUCCAUCAUGAUCUGUUGACUCCUAUUAUUCACAGAGAUAUAAAGUCAACUAACAUCCUGCUAGAUAUUAACUACCAGGCCAAAGUAGCAGACUUUGGUAUAGCCAAAAUCUUGCAAGCUAGAGGAAAAGAUUCUACCAGUACUCUUGUUGCAGGAACCUAUGGUUACAUUGCUCCAGAAUAUGCGUAUUCAUCUAAAGCAACAACCAAGUGUGAUGUGUACAGUUUUGGAGUAGUUCUGAUGGAGUUAAUAAGCGGAAAGAAACCGAUAGAUGAAAGUUUCGGCGAAAACAAGAAUAUCGUAAACUGGGUUUCGACGAAACUAGACACCAAAGAAGAAGUUAUGGAGAUUUUAGACAAAAGAUUAUCAGGAUCCUUCAGGAAUGAGAUGAUACAGCUUCUGCGAAUCGCCAUUCGCUGCACCAGCAAGACACCGGCCCCUCGGCCAACAAUGAGUGAGGUUGUCCAGCUACUGAUCGAAGCUGAUCCAUGCAGAUUCGAUUCUACCAAGUCAUCGAAUAAGACUAAACAGAUGUCAAACUCCACUAAGAUAAACAGCAAAAUUGAAUUAUGAUUGUGAUAUACCAAUAAGUAUAUAGCAUCUAUCUACAGAAUGGUAUACAUAUAAAAGUGGUUUGUAGAUUCUUUCUUUUUACGAUUCCAUGCUUUUGUAAUUUGAUAUAUAUAUAAAAGCACUGCUUUAUACUAA